AUGAAGGUGCUGAGGGCCUGGCUCCUGUGCCUGCUGAUGCUGGGCCUGGCCCUGCGCGGGGCUGCAGAUCGGACCCAUCGGCACUCCAUGGAGACACGCAACCGGGAUGUCAACCCUGCCUGGUACACCAGUCGCAGGAUCAGGCCUGUGGGCCGCUUCGGUCGGAGGACGGCAGCUCCGGGGGACAUCUUGAAGCCUGGCCUGCGACCCCGGCUGACCUGCUUCCCCCUGGAAGGCAGCGCUAAGUCCUCACAGGAUGGAUGA
Saimiri boliviensis boliviensis (Bolivian squirrel monkey) is the source of this 264-nucleotide messenger RNA. RefSeq names its product prolactin releasing hormone (gene PRLH). Gene Ontology annotation, molecular function: prolactin-releasing peptide receptor binding; neuropeptide hormone activity. The record is from RefSeq and is a predicted model, not a curated record. Gene Ontology annotation, biological process: feeding behavior; G protein-coupled receptor signaling pathway; response to peptide hormone. Lineage: Eukaryota; Metazoa; Chordata; Mammalia; Primates; Cebidae.